AACCCUUUGGCAACACUAACCUUCUGACAACACUGAUUUCAUCUGAUUCAUUCAUGAGUCAUCAUUAUUAUUAUCAUAUAUUAUCAAAUAUCAAUAAAAAAUCAUCACCAUUUAAACGGAAGCACUGCAGGGAGUACUAUACAUACAUAAUUUAAACAUGUCAAUACUCAUCAAAGUGUAAGUUCACAAUAUUUUGAUUUUAUUUUAUUGAGUUCAUUCUUCAUUUUGUGGGUAGCCUUUAGGUAGUAUCUUUUUUUAUUUUUGUGUUGUGUGUGUGUUUGGCUAAACUGAAAUUAAUGAGCUCGGAAUGGGGCCUCCCAAGAGAUUCAGUAGUGGCAAGGGAGAAGGAAGCAAAUCAUCUAAAAGACGUAAGAAAGAUGAGGAAGACUGGACCUUGGAAGAGGAAGACAUCAAUGAAAUAGAUGUACCUGAAGGUGAAGGUGUCCCUGGUGCUGCAGCCAGAGAUGCGGAAAAAAAUGAUCAGGGAGUUCAAGAGGAUGAGUUUGGAGCAAAAGACUAUCGCUCCCAAAUGAUACUGAAACCAGACAACUCUUCUCGGCCCUUAUGGGUUGCCCCCAAUGGCCACAUAUUCUUAGAAUCAUUUUCACCAGUCUAUAAACAUGCUCAUGAUUUCCUCAUUGCUAUAUCUGAACCAGUAUGCCGUCCUGAGUAUAUACAUGAAUACAAACUAACAGCUUAUUCUUUGUAUGCUGCUGUGAGUGUUGGUUUACAGACCAAUGAUAUCAUUGAAUAUUUGAAGAGGUUAAGUAAAACUAGUGUUCCUGAUGGUAUUAUUGAGUUUAUUAAAUUGUGUACCCUAUCUUAUGGUAAAGUGAAGUUAGUGCUAAAACAUAACAAGUAUUUUGUGGAGAGUCCUCAUCCUGAAAUUCUACAAAAGUUAUUAAAAGAUCCAGUGAUUCAGGAAUGUAGGCUGAGGAGAAAUGUUGAAAAUGAAAGUGAAGAGUUUAUCAAACAAGUUCAAGAAAAAAAGAGUGUCCCCUCAUUUGGUGCCAAAGGUGCUGCUUCAGGGGAUCAGGGUAGUGGAGAGGGAACUGCUGUUCCUGAUGAUAUCACAAAUUUUUAUGAGAAAAUGGACAAUGAAGAGGAAGAUGAGGAAGCUUCCUUAGAAACAGUAUCUUUUGAGGUCAACCAAGAAAAAAUUGAAGUCAUACAAAAAAGGUGUAUUGAAUUAGAAUAUCCUCUAUUAGCUGAAUAUGAUUUCAGAAAUGAUUCAGUCAAUCCUGAUAUCAAUGUUGACUUGAGGCCGUCUGCAGUGCUGAGGCCCUACCAAGAAAAAAGCUUGAGGAAAAUGUUUGGCAAUGGAAGAGCAAGAUCUGGUGUGAUAGUGUUACCAUGUGGAGCAGGUAAAUCUCUAGUGGGGGUGACAGCUUGUUGCACAGUGAGAAAAAGGGCCUUGAUACUCUGCAACUCUGGAGUGUCUGUGGAACAGUGGAAACAGCAGUUCAAAAUGUGGUCUACUGCUGAUGAUAGCAUGAUUUGUAGGUUCACGUCUGAAGCCAAGGAUAAACCAAUGGGUUGCAGUGUUCUGGUAACAACUUAUUCCAUGAUCACCCACACCCAACGCAGAUCGUGGGAGGCCGAACAGACGAUGAAGUGGCUGCAGGAGCAAGAAUGGGGCAUCAUGGUGCUCGACGAGGUCCACACCAUUCCGGCCAAGAUGUUCAGGAGAGUGCUGACGAUCGUCCAGUCCCACUGCAAACUGGGUCUGACGGCCACUUUGCUCAGAGAGGACGACAAGAUUGCAGAUCUGAACUUUCUGAUCGGUCCCAAGUUGUAUGAAGCAAAUUGGUUGGAGUUACAGAAAAGAGGCUACAUCGCAAGAGUCCAGUGCGCUGAAGUAUGGUGCCCCAUGACCCCGGAAUUCUACAGGGAGUAUCUCGUCUGCAGGACCAGCAAGCGCCUGCUCCUCUAUGUGAUGAACCCAAACAAGUUCAGAGCCACCCAGUAUCUGGUCAGGUACCACGAGAGGCGGGGCGACAAGACCAUCGUGUUUUCGGACAAUGUUUUCGCUUUGAAACAUUAUGCAAUCAAAAUGAACAAACCCUAUAUCUAUGGGCCGACCUCGCAAGGCGAGAGGAUACAGAUUUUGCAGAACUUCAAGUUCAAUCCAAAGGUGAAUACGAUAUUCGUGAGCAAGGUGGCCGACACCUCCUUCGACCUGCCCGAGGCCAACGUCCUCAUCCAGAUAUCGUCGCAUGGGGGCUCGCGCAGGCAAGAGGCGCAACGGCUGGGUCGCAUCCUGCGUGCCAAAAAGGGCGCCAUCGCCGAGGAAUACAACGCUUUCUUCUACACUCUCGUCUCGCAGGACACAAUGGAGAUGAACUAUUCAAGGAAGAGACAGCGUUUCCUGGUCAACCAGGGAUACAGCUACAAGGUGAUCACCAAGCUGGCCGGCAUGGACGAAGAACCCGAUAUGAUGUAUAAAACUAGAGAGGAACAGGGACAGCUGUUGCAGCAGGUAGAUUUCAAUUUAUUGUGGGGCAUUUUGAAUAUUAUAACAACCCAGGUCCUGGCAGCUAGUGAUAUUGAUUGUGAAGAUGAACGUGUUCCUGGUGAAGGUGCUGCUAAAGGUGGUGCUAUGCGGAAAGUGGGAAAUAUGGGUUCAAUGUCUGGGGCAGAUGAUGCUGUUUAUUAUGAAUACAAGAAAUCUUCGAAUCUGAAUAAGCAUCCACUUUUCAAGAAAUUCAGAUAUUGAUUAUUUUUUUAUGAAUGUACCUAUGUAUGUUAAUGAAUAAACCAUUGCAACUGUUUUGUGA
Messenger RNA from Phaedon cochleariae (mustard beetle), 2777 nucleotides. Lineage: Eukaryota; Metazoa; Arthropoda; Insecta; Coleoptera; Chrysomelidae. The record is from the annotation of a GenBank genome assembly.